AUGCAGGUCCCCAGCCCCAGCGCGCGGGAGGCUGCCUCCAUGUACGGCACCGCCGUGGCCAUCUUCCUGGUCAUCCUGGUGGCUGCGCUGCAGGGCUCGGUGCCCCCCGAGGACCCCUUCCCCUACCAUGUCCCCCUGGACCCCGAGGGGGUGCUGGAGCUCUCCUGGAACGUCAACUACGCGCAGGAGACGGUGCAGUUCCGGUUGCUGGUGCGCAGCCUGCGUGCGGGGCUCCUGUUCGGCAUGUCAGAGCGUGGCGAGCUGGAGAAUGCCGACGUGGUGGCACUCUGGACCGACGGUGACAGUGCGUACUUCGGGGAUGCCUGGACUGACGCCGCUGGCCGCAUCCAUCUAGACCCCCAGCAGGACUACCAGCUGCUGCAGGCACAGAGCACCCCCGAGGGUCUGGCCCUGCUGUUCAAGAGGCCCUUCAGCACCUGUGACCCCAAGGAUUACUUCAUUGAGGACGGCACGGUGCACCUGGUGUUCGCCACCCUGGAGCAGCCCGUGCACUCACUGGAGGCCAUCAACACGUCGGGGCUGCACGCGGGGCUGCAGAGGGUGCAGCUGCUGAAGCCCGACCUGCCGGUGCCCACCUUGCCGCCCGACACCCACAGCCUGGACGUGCGUGCGCCCAACGUGCUCAUCCCGGCCCAGGAGACCACCUACUGGUGCUACAUCACGGAGCUGCCGGCUGCCUUCCCCCGGCACCACAUCGUCAUGUACGAGCCCAUCGUCACCGAGGGGAACGAGGCCCUGGUGCACCACAUGGAGGUCUUCCAGUGUGCCCCCCAGUUCGAGAGUGUCCCGAGCUUCAACGGACCCUGUGACUCCAAGAUGAAGCCUGAGUCGCUCAACUACUGCCGCCACGUGCUGGCGGCCUGGGCCCUGGGCGCCAAGGCCUUCUACUACCCCCAAGAAGCUGGCGUGGCCUUCGGGGGCAAAGGUGCCUCCAGGUUCCUUCGACUGGAGGUCCACUACCACAACCCGCUGAAGAUCACAGGCCGGCUGGACACCUCGGGGAUCCGCCUGCACUACACGGCCACGCUGCGGCCCUUCGACGCGGGCAUCAUGGAGCUGGGCCUGGUCUACACGCCCGUGAUGGCCAUCCCACCGCGUGAGCACGCCUUUGUCCUCACUGGCCACUGCCCGGACACGUGCACGCAGGUGGCCCUGCCCCCCGCGGGGAUCCGCAUCUUCGCCUCUCAGCUACACACGCACCUGUCGGGGCGGAAGGUGGAGACGAUGCUGCUGCGGGACGGCCGCGAGCUGGAGCUGGUCAACAGGGACCCCCACUACAGCCCCCACUUCCAGGAGAUCCGCAUGCUCAAGGAGCUGGUGACCGUGCGCCCGGGGGACGUGCUGGUCACCUCCUGCACUUACAACACGGAGGACAGGGAGGAGGUCACUGUGGGCGGCUUCGGGAUCCUGCAGGAGAUGUGCGUGAACUACGUGCACUACUACCCGCGCACGCAGCUGGAGCUGUGCAAGAGCACCCUGCAGCCCGGCCUCCUGCAGGCCUACUUCCAGAUGGUCAGCAGGCUCGGCGGGGAGGGCGAGUGCAGCUGCCCGCAGGCCUCGGUGCCCGAGCAGUUCGCCUCCGUGCCCUGGAGCCCCUUCACCCGGGACCUGCUCCGCGCCCUCUACGCCUCCGCCCCCGUGGCCGUCAGCUGCAACAAGUCCUCAGCCGUGAGCUUCCCGGGAGAGUGGGACCUGCAGCCCCCGCCCCAGGUUGUGUCCCGCCUGGAGAGGCCGCGGCCCCGGUGCCCCCCGCCACACACGGGCGGCGGUCCCGCCACCCCCACCCGGAUGGACCUGCCCCGCAGCAGCGGAUGA
Sorex fumeus (smoky shrew) is the source of this 1836-nucleotide messenger RNA. RefSeq names its product dopamine beta-hydroxylase (gene DBH). Gene Ontology annotation, molecular function: copper ion binding; dopamine beta-monooxygenase activity. Gene Ontology annotation, biological process: norepinephrine biosynthetic process; dopamine catabolic process; octopamine biosynthetic process. The record is from RefSeq and is a predicted model, not a curated record. Bases 1 to 1836 code for a protein of 611 amino acids. Gene Ontology annotation, cellular component: secretory granule membrane. The transcript is spliced from 12 exons. Lineage: Eukaryota; Metazoa; Chordata; Mammalia; Eulipotyphla; Soricidae.